Phaeoacremonium minimum UCRPA7 is the source of this 1725-nucleotide messenger RNA. RefSeq names its product putative beta-mannosidase protein. The transcript is spliced from 3 exons. The record is from RefSeq and is a predicted model, not a curated record. Gene Ontology annotation, molecular function: beta-mannosidase activity. Bases 1 to 1725 code for a protein of 574 amino acids. Gene Ontology annotation, biological process: glycoprotein catabolic process. NCBI's taxonomy places the organism in Eukaryota, Fungi, Ascomycota, Sordariomycetes, Togniniales, Togniniaceae.
AUGCAGAAGCUAGCAACUAUUACUAAGAGAGCUGGGUUUCGAACAAUUGUCCUGAAUAUGGAAGCAAUCUCUGAUGAAGACGUGAAACGAGGCAUUGCGCCAGGCAAUAAUUGGCAUUUUGAAAUCAAUGGCCACGAGUUCUAUGCCAAGGGCAGUAACCUAAUCCCACCUGACGCCUUCUGGCCCCGUGUCACUAGGAGCCGUGUCAAGCAGCUUUUUGACGCUGCUAUUCGUGGCAACCAGAAUAUGCUACGCGUGUGGGCUAGUGGCGUAUACGCGCCUGACUUCUUAUAUGAACUUGCCGAUGAGAUGGGUCUCUUACUUUGGUCUGAGUUUCAAUUUGGCGAUGCUCUUUAUCCUGUCGCGCCGGACUUUCUCGAGAACGUGUGGCAAGAGGCCGUUUAUCAGGUCCGCCGUAUAAAUCACCACCCUUCUCUUGCACUAUGGGCAGGUGGCAAUGAGAUCGAGAAGUUUUCGCUUCUUGUUGUCGAGAUUACGGCACCUGACGAGAUGGAUCGCUACGUGGCUGAGUACGAGAAGAUUUUCCUUCACACGCUAUUACCCGCAGUGUACAGUUCCAUCUAUGGCGAUACAGAUUAUUGGUCGUAUGAAUUUGAUCAAGCUUUCAAUAUAUCAACAUAUCCCAUUGGCAGAUUUGCCAAUGAAUUCGGUUAUCAUUCACUGCCAAGUCUAGAGUCUUGGCGAGAGGUUGUGCCUGAGACAGAACUAUACCUUGAGUCGCGGACUGUCAUGCUGCGUAAUCACCACUGGCCGGUCGGUGGUCUCAAUACGAGCAACUAUGACAAUAGUAGCAAAGGAAUGGCGGAGAUAACUGGUGCUGCAGCCAUGUACUAUCCAGCUGUCGGUAAGACAGACUCCAUUGCCAACUUUUCGGCAUGGUGCCAUGUUAGCCAGAUCUUCCAGGCCGACUUCUACAAAAAUCAAAUUCAAUAUUACCGUGUCGGAUCAGGCAAGCCUGAACGUCAACUAGGGUCUCUAUAUUGGCAACUUGAGGACAUUUGGCAGGCACCUACAUGGGCAGGUAUUGAGUACGAUGGCCGAUGGAAAGCACUGCACAACGUAGCCAAGGAUAUCUACGAAUCGGUAAUCAUUGCACCGAUAUAUAAUGUCUCAUCCGGCCUCCUUCAGGUUUAUGCUGUCAGCGACCUUUGGUCUCCUGUCAGUGGGCACGCAGUCUUGGAAUGGGUUGACUGGUAUGGUAACCGGAUGGACGAGCCAGCCAGGACCACGGUCAACUUCACAAUCGGCCCACUGAAUACCACCAUUUUGAGUACUGUUGAUAUUACAGAUCUAGUGUCAUCUCAAAGUGUCGAUCCUGCCAAGGCGCUCUUCGUGGCCACUCUCACCGCGACCGGCAGACCGAUAAAUGCGGCUGCGCAAGCCACAAAGACAUACACCCACUCUAGCUUUUUUACUCCAGUACCGCUCUCCAAGGCUGAACUUGUCGAUCCUGGUAUUUCUGUUUCGUAUGAUGAGGUUGCAGAUGAGUUUGUGGUUACUGCAUCAACAGGAACGAGCAUGUGGACUUGGCUCAGCUUGCCACCUGCCGACGAGGGUACCAUUGUAGCGUUCGAUGACAACGCGUUCUUACUAAUUAAAGGCGAGAUAAAGAGAAUUAAGUACACUGUCUUGCGUCAAGGUCGCGCCAACUGGCAGGAGCGAGUUCUAAUUGAAAGCAUUUGGAAUAAUACGUUAAUAGACUAG